AUGGGAGUAAUGCAUGAGUAUCAUGGAUGUAAGGAGGACCAAAGCAGGCAAGGAGAUGGUGCAAAUGAAUUGCAAAUGAAGUGGCAAAAACCUCCAGCAGGGCACUACAAAGUCAAUUCAGACGCAGCAUGUUUCAAAGAUGGUGCAGUGGGUUUUGGAGGCAUUAUGCGGGAUGCGGAAGGAGACGUGAUGGUGGCAACUUGCCACCAGAUUGGGGGUGGCUUCACAGCUGAGGAAGCUGAAGCUUUGGCAGCGAGGCAUGCGUUGGUUAUAGCUCUGGAAGCUGGCCUGAGGAUGAUUGUUUUGGAAAGCGACUGCCUUAAGCUUAUAUCUCAUCUGAAGGAGGGUAAGAGGGAUAACUCGAGCUUCGGAAAUAUUGUUUUGGAUAUUAUGGAGAUUGGCGAAUCAUGUACUAGUUUAAAUUUCUCUCAUGUAAGCAAAAUUGGUAAUGUGGUAGCUCAUAAGCUAGCUCAAUUAAGUCAUUCGUUUGGUGAGAUGAGAGUUUGGAUAGAAGAAGCCCCCCUUGAGGUAAUGGCUGAUGUACGUAACGAUCUGUUUUCAGAUGCUUAA
Molecule: messenger RNA, 570 nt
Organism: Beta vulgaris subsp. vulgaris (sugar beet)
Lineage: Eukaryota; Viridiplantae; Streptophyta; Magnoliopsida; Caryophyllales; Amaranthaceae
Exons: 1
Coding region: 1-570 (189 amino acids)
Molecular function (GO): nucleic acid binding; RNA-DNA hybrid ribonuclease activity
Source: RefSeq, a predicted model, not a curated record